AUGGACAAUAUGCCCAGUACUGUCACAGACACAGUUGCGGCGGCUGUGCUUCCGCAUCUCCCGGUGGAGAUUUGGUUGUCAAUCAUCGAUGAGCUCGGCGCACAACGCGAGUAUGAUGCGUUGGAAGCAUGCGCAGCGUUCACUGUAGGAGUGCUCCAGGAGAGAGCGCAGACGUACAUUCCAGACACAAUGACAUUCAGAACGCGAGAGGAGGUUGUGAGCAUCGUUUUGAGGCGACGCUGGGAAGGACCGCAGACGGUGAACAUCGUGGGAGGAACGCGUCGUGGCGAGCGGCUUCCGAUUCCGCACCUGGCGACAUUCGCGUCGAGGCUGGCAGGAAACUGGACACACGCAGACACGCUGAUGAUUGAGAGAGCGGAGUGGCGGGGGCAGGAUCUCGAUCUCCAUUCCGUCUUGCUCGAUUUGGCCUUGUUUGAUCGGAUCGGCUGGCUGCACCUCUACGAAGUCACGUUUCCGACGGUCCUGUCCUUUUGGCGCCUCGUCUACACCUUUCCACGCCUCAACAGUCUUCAUCUCUAUGAUGUCGAUAUCAUCAAGGCCGACAUUGAUGCACGGACACUCGCAGCGCUGCACCUCUUACCCGCUAGGCGGAACUUGAACAGAAUGUACCUGCUGCCACCCGCGGAAUCCAGUGACGAACGACCUGCAUCACUCGCAGCGCACUCCGCCGCUGGGCUACUGCAGGUGAUAAUAGCACAGGCCGUCCCGUCUUUCGAGACAUGCCCUUGGAGAAACAUCGAGCAUCUGCAUUUUGGAGAUGUUACCCUUCCGACCGCUGCAGCCUUCGGGCGCUUGCUCUGUGCCCUUCCCGCCCUCAGAGAGCUCGCCAUCUAUGGACCAUGCAUAUUCGCAGAACACGGCUUCAACUCCAGCGACGUCCGUAUACUCGCAGGCGCUCCAUCACGAUUGGCACGAGUCGAUCUCGGCGCGGACUUCUCUACACAGUCUAAUCCUCAGUCCGUACACGAGGUCGUCGACGUCCUCGUUCAUUGUAGUGCCAGUCGCCGCCUGAAGCAUAUCGCGGCCUGGCCGUCCCCGUCUUUGCGUGUGCUAACGAGCAUAGAUGUCUCCCUCAAUAGACUCGUCAAGCAUGCUGGCCAAUCGCUGGAGAGCCUUACACUCGCAGCGCUCCCGCAAGGCAGCUUACCGCUGUCCAACGAUGUGUCAACAUGUGCAUUCCCGAGCGCAGCCCGAUGUUUUGACGUCUCGGCGAAUACACGUAUCCUGCGCCUUGAAUGUUCAACGACAAUCGCCAAUGAGGACAAUCCAUUGAUUGCUCUCUUGUUGGAGCUUCUUUGCCAGACCCCAUUAGAACACAUAAACUAUAUCAGGUUGAUCUUCCACGUGAAGAACGAGGUGGAUUCUGGAAAGCUGUGGGCUAGCCUCUCACACCUCGGUGCAGUCCUGUCCCGAGGCUUUAUCAAGCUGUAUCAUGUUGCAAUAGAACUGCAUGGUGUACCCGAAUUCACAGAGAGCCAUGAAGCGAUUGUGAGGUCAUGGCAACAAAAGCUGCUCACAUGGUGUGUUCUAAACUUUGACGUUGUAGAAGCAUCAGGUACACAGCAUCAUCUCUAGAAUGCCCUGGCUUGUAGCGGGUGCAGAAUGCAUCCCAUCAUCCCCUUUCUCAUCAUGCAUUAUGACAGUAUUCUC
This is a messenger RNA of Postia placenta MAD-698-R-SB12, 1671 nucleotides long. RefSeq lists its product as hypothetical. NCBI's taxonomy places the organism in Eukaryota, Fungi, Basidiomycota, Agaricomycetes, Polyporales, Adustoporiaceae. The coding region runs from base 1 to 1596 and encodes 531 amino acids. The transcript has 5 exons. The record is from RefSeq and is a predicted model, not a curated record.